AUGUGUUCUCCUUUGCAGGCUGUCGUUUUCUUUUGUAUAUAUGCAAUUAUCCUCUGCAGUUGUAUAGCUGUGAUUUGGAGCCAUUUUGGGGAGGUUCGUGCUUCGGAUGAAUUAUUUAUUAGAAUAAUGGACGCCGCAAGCCCCUUGUACAGGCGCGCAGUGUCCUUGCUUCCACCGUAUCUUCAAGUUGUGCAUCUAACUUCGACGGGAGGCAAUGGACACGAACAAAAUUUUGACAUGGGUGGAAUCGUCGCCAUCGUGGCAGCCGGGGUCAUUUCAUCUUAUUUAGUCCUAAAUUUCAUCAGCAAAGCAAUGGGCAUGAGGGGAAAGGCUGCCAGCAUGGACCAGUUGCGCCAAAUUGGCAAUGUCCCAAAUGUAUGCAAACAUUACGUCCACCGAGGCAAGGCCGAAGACGACAUACAAGAGUGGUUGACAGACCAACCAGCAGACGACAGUCAUCCAAGGGUGGCCAUUGUAGGCAUGGCAGGGAUUGGAAAGACAGCGCUGGGCACAUCAGUCAUCAAUAGCAUCAAAGCCUUGGCUCAUUUCUGGAGCGGUAUCUUCUGGUUGCAAUCCGGGGCACCUGGUCCGGAUGCAGUUCUCGCCAUCAUUCGGGAGAUUCACAGACGAAUGACAGAAAUGUUUGUUGAUGGACCCUUCGUGGCAGACAGGGAGCAGGCCGGGUUGGGAGUUGAUGACCUCGUCACAAGAAUCAACAACAAGCUGCGAAGAAGAUCGUGCCUCUUGGUUCUUGACGGGGUGCUGGAUCCGAAGAUGCUGGAAAGUGUAUUGAAACUCAGAUGUGCUCUGCUCGUUACUUCCCAGGUGAAGGGCAUUUUUGACAACCACGUGCAAUUCAAGCGCGUUGAAGUUUUACCUCUUGAUUUUGUCAGCUCGCGAAAGCUGUUUCUGAACCUGGUGCCAGCCGCUGUCCAGCUCAAGGGAGUGGAGGAGCUACUGCAGUCAUGUGGAGGACACCCCCUUGCGCUGUCCAUCAUGGGAACACUGUUCCAGGAUGCAAUGAGGGCAGAAGGGGCAGCCAGUGCGGCUGCUAUUGAUGAUCUGAUGGCAGAACUUCGGGAUCCGUACUGCAGGUUGCAGAUGCGCAUCAAAUCCGAUGUCGUCUUGCACAGCGCUGACGUGGAGAGGCACUCAAAUGUCAGCAGAUGCUUCGAUUUCGCACUGGACGCCCUGAGUUGGAACGAAAGGAAGGUCUACAUGUCACUGGAAGCGCUGCCAAUUGGGUUCCAGUCCACAAUUGGUGAGUUGGGCACUGUGUGGAACUUGCAGGAUGACCAGGCACUGCAAAUGGCAGAAAAGCUUGAGCGCCAUUUCCUCAUUCAACGGGAGGUGUGCAGCGAGGGAUCUAAGACUGUCCCAACACUGUGGGUCUUGCACUCACUUCAACACGACUACCUCAAAAUGCUGAGGGUUUCAGCACCGCAAAAUGUGCCACAGCAAUAA
Molecule: messenger RNA, 1464 nt
Organism: Ostreobium quekettii
Lineage: Eukaryota; Viridiplantae; Chlorophyta; Ulvophyceae; Bryopsidales; Ostreobiaceae
Source: the annotation of a GenBank genome assembly